This is a messenger RNA of Formica exsecta, 2388 nucleotides long. RefSeq names its product UDP-N-acetylglucosamine/UDP-glucose/GDP-mannose transporter-like. Gene Ontology annotation, cellular component: mitochondrial inner membrane; mitochondrion. Lineage: Eukaryota; Metazoa; Arthropoda; Insecta; Hymenoptera; Formicidae. The record is from RefSeq and is a predicted model, not a curated record. The transcript has 5 exons. Gene Ontology annotation, biological process: ubiquinone biosynthetic process.
GGCGCGGAAAAGAUGACGCCAGUAGCGUCGCAGCAUCUGUUCAAGCCGGUAAAUCUGAUAAUGUUAUCAGAUUCAAUCGGAAUAAGAAAAUGACAUUGAAAUUUAAAAAUUAGAUGAGAACGUUUCUGAAACGCUCAUUUUUCUUUCAUAUUCGUAUAAAAUACAUAUGUAUGUAUAUAUAGGACGACAAUUGGAUACUUCAAUUUCGCUGGUCGCCUGAUUGCGGGACAAAGUCCGCAAUAAGCAUGUCGAAUUGCAUCCUGAUUGAAAUUUGACGAUUUAUUACACGGAUUUGUCAUACAUGAUCGGAACCGCUGCUUCCCGAGUUUGAUCCGAUGCGAGCCUGUUAAUCAUCGGCCGAUGCUAUGAACGGAAGAAUGAUAAGGUUAUCUAAGUGUAGGUUCUUCCACGUGUGCAUCAUUAUUUAUUGAAGUAACGAUAUUCUUGAGUAAAAAGAAAUCGCGUGGAACGGAUCGAACCAGAGCAAGGACUCUGCUUGACAAUGACGGAGCACGAGCAAAAUGCUAUGUUCGUGCGCCUGAUGUCGGCAUUAUUUUACGGGCUUUCGUCGUUUAUGAUAACGGUCGUCAACAAAACCGUGCUCACAUCGUUCGCCUUUCCGUCCUUCCAAGUAUUGGGGAUCGGCCAAAUGCUGGCGACGAUAUUGGUGUUGUUCGUCGCCAAGAAACUACGUUACGUCGAGUAUCCUAAUUUGGAAGUGACGACAUUCACCAAGAUGUGGCCGUUACCAUUGAUAUACAUCGGCAACAUGAUAUUCGGACUAGGCGGCACCAAGCAGUUGAGCUUACCGAUGUUUACCGCCCUGAGGAGAUUCAGUAUCCUCAUGACGAUGAUCGCCGAGUACUAUAUCCUCGGCAUUAAAGCACGCAUGUCUGUACAAUUGAGCGUUUACACCAUGAUUCUGGGUGCAGUGGUGGCUGCGCUGAAUGAUCUCGCUUUCAAUCUUGAAGGCUAUAUUUUUAUCUUGUUGAACGAUUUUUUCACUGCCGCUAAUGGUGUUUACAUGAAGAAGAAGUUAGAUUCUAAAGAAUUAGGAAAGUACGGACUGAUGUAUUAUAAUUCUCUGUUCAUGCUGGGUCCAACAAUCCUGUUGGCCUGGUGGAUGGGUGAUAUAACCUCAGCGUUAGAAUUUCCUGAUUGGUCGAAUCUAUUAUUUAUUUUGCAAUUUGUUUUAUCAUGCAUAAUGGGCUUUAUAUUGUUGUAUAGCAUGCUCCUCUGUACACUGUACAACUCUGCAUUGACCACUACUAUAAUUGGAUGCUUGAAGAACAUAUGUGUAACAUAUCUCGGUAUGGUCAUUGGUGGAGAUUAUAUAUUUUCAUGGCUCAAUUUUGUAGGUUUGAAUUUAAGUGUAAUAGGUAGUUUAGUAUAUACUUGGGUAACAUUUCGUAAGAGGGAAACUCUGCAGCCAAAGUAUACUUUGUUGACUGAAUCUCAGACCAGUAAAAUACAAGCUGUACAUUAUUCUAACGGAAAUAAAUUUUACCUAUUAACUAGAGCACACCAUCAAACUUCAUUUUCUCCUCACUCGGUUUCAGGCCGUUUUGCGACCGCCUCGGCACGCGAGACAUUUCUGGAGGAUUAUGCCAAGCACCAUGUAUCCCUAUCCCCUCUGCAGCGUGUACUUCUCACGGCGGGCUCGGCGGCAAUAUCGUUGACGAAUCCGUUUCGAGGUGACAUGAUAGCGUGUCUCGGGGAAACUACCGGUACAAACGCCCUCGUGCAUUGUCACCGACAGAUGAAGAGUACAACUGAGGGUCAACGUAUACUCUCGCAAAAGCCACGCGUAAAUACGUCCACCGUCGAUCUCUCUUAUCUUAGAGAUCUGCCACCAGGAACCGUAGGCAGAACGUAUCGCGAUUUUUUGGACGACAACAAUGUAUCGCCCGACGAGAGAACAACGGUGCAAUUCGUAGAUGAUACCGAGCUGGCCUAUGUAAUGCAACGGUAUAGAGAGGUACACGAUAUCUUUCACGCUAUGCUUUUAAUGCCUACGACGAUGCUAGGGGAGGUGUCAGUUAAAUGGGUAGAGGCUCUACAGACGCGCCUGCCGAUGUGCAUAACCGGUGCGAUAUUCGGAGCUAGCCGGCUACGUUCUAGACAAAGACAAUUGUACUUAGAUUAUCACCUUCCAUGGUCUAUAAAUACGGGAUUGAACGCAAAGUUCUUGUUAGGAAUCUAUUACGAGGAGCGCUGGGAACAGUCUCUCGAGGAUUUUCACAGAGAGAUGAAUAUCACACGUCUCGUAUAAUCAAAAUAGCCAAUCAAGAGAUGAAAUUAUAGUAAUUGUUAAUAAUGACUGUAAAUAACUUGACAAUCAUCAUUUAGUUGAGAUAAAACGAAAAAUAAAGUUGUGGCAAACGUUCA